Molecule: messenger RNA, 429 nt
Organism: Clonostachys rhizophaga
Lineage: Eukaryota; Fungi; Ascomycota; Sordariomycetes; Hypocreales; Bionectriaceae
Source: the annotation of a GenBank genome assembly
AUGACUUCUCCACUCCCCGUGAAGCUCCAAGGCGGCGCUCUCACCGAGCGUGAGGCCGUUGCUGACGCUCUCUACCGCGCGGUCCUCGCCUUUGACCACGCAGAUGAAGACCUCCUCCGAUCAGCUUUGACUGAGGACAUCACUGUCACAACUGCCGGUCAAACUUCCAAAGGCCUCGCCGAGCUCAAAACUGCCGUCUUCGACCGCGUCUCUAAACUCAUCACGACACACUUUCUCUCCAACAUUCGUGUUAGCAUUGAGGGAGACUCUACGGCCAUAGCGACAUGCUCGGCACUGGCUCAACAUGUCCGUGCUGGUAAGGGCUUCGAGGCUAGCGAGAAUAAACUUACCUCUGGCGGCUUGUAUUAUUGUGAGCUUGUCAAUGGACCGCAAAUAUCACCUGGGUGGAUGGUGACGCCACUGUCAUGA